Molecule: messenger RNA, 828 nt
Organism: Rotaria sordida
Lineage: Eukaryota; Metazoa; Rotifera; Eurotatoria; Philodinida; Philodinidae
Source: the annotation of a GenBank genome assembly
AUGUCUACUGAUUCAAACCAAAAUGUGUAUAAUUUAUUCCAACAUUACACAAAUGUUGCAUCCGACUAUCAUGUAGAGCCGCUGUUUCAGUCUCCUUCAUCAUCUCAUGGACAAUGGUUAAAUACAAUAAUAUUUGAUGUAUUAGAUCUUAAACGUGAUCAUAUUUUAACUGAUGUUGGCUGUGGAUCGGGAAUCGAUUGUCUAUGGUUCUUAAAUAAAAUGAACAAUGAAAUAAAGAUUAUUGGAUGUGAUCCAUCAUUAGGUAUGAUUGAAAUCUUCAACAGCGAAAUAAAAGAACGAAAUUUAACCAAUAUUGUUCAAGCAUUUUGUAUGGAUGCAGUUAUAUUCAGUCAACAGAAAGAAUUACCAGCGUAUAAUCGUCUUUUAUUGAAACACUGUGUUCAUCUAUUAUCGCAUAGUGAAAGAUUAUUAGCUUUUAAAGGUUUCCGUCAACAGUUGAAUUCUAAUGAUAACAAAUUAGUCAUUGUUACACGUGCACCAAAAGAAAUCUUCCCAUUGGAUAAGCGUACACAUGAGAUACAUAAAUCAGUAUCCCCUUCUAUUGAUAAUUAUGUACAAGAAUUAGAAAUGUGUGGAUUCACAAAUAUUAAGUAUGAUACAUAUCAGUAUACAUUUGAUGACAGUGUAACUCUUGACGAUUGGAUUAAUCUUAUAAAGAAGAGAUUAUGGUCAAUAUUUUCAAUUGAGAAAAUCAAUGAAGAACAAAUGAUUGAUUUGGUUUCAUAUUUAAAAGAAACAUACAAACAUCAAAAAUUCCAAAUGAAAGAUGAAAUUAUAAUAUUACAUUGCACAACAAUGAAUUACUGA